Armigeres subalbatus is the source of this 3216-nucleotide messenger RNA. It is a transcript of the gene Lon, whose product is annotated as lon protease homolog, mitochondrial. Lineage: Eukaryota; Metazoa; Arthropoda; Insecta; Diptera; Culicidae. Gene Ontology annotation, biological process: chaperone-mediated protein complex assembly; protein catabolic process; protein quality control for misfolded or incompletely synthesized proteins. Gene Ontology annotation, molecular function: ATP binding; ATP-dependent peptidase activity; single-stranded DNA binding. The coding region runs from base 183 to 3104 and encodes 973 amino acids. The transcript has 8 exons. Gene Ontology annotation, cellular component: mitochondrial matrix. The record is from RefSeq and is a predicted model, not a curated record.
CAUUUUCUCAACAACAUGCUUCAGUUGUCACUUUUUUCCAGUGAUUUCGUUCGUAUCGCAAAACAUGCCAGUUAGCUGAUGUAACAUUUAUAGUUGAUAAGUCCAUCAGAAAUACGAGUUUGCAACAGUAAAUUAUUCUUGAAAUAACAUAUUGAACAAUUUGUUGGAAAGCGGUGCACAAAAUGAACCAACUAGUGUGUAGAAUAAGUCGACCAACUGCGAACUUUCUGGUUCGUCAUGCGAAGGAGAGUCCUGGUUUGAAAGUCCGACUAUUUGGUUCGAAUGUCAGAACCGGCAUUCUAAGCCGAACUGGACGAGGAUUGGUGGCCGAUGCCAAGGGAAUGCUGGUGCGGGAUUAUUGGAGCAAUGUAUCAACUCGAAUGGCACCGGGCGCUGUUCAGGUUUUUUGUGCUCGUACGUUUUGCAGUAAACGAGAUCCCGAUGACGAAGAACCGGUGGUUGACCCAGAACCUGUCUCAUUUUCCAGUCAGCUACCAGCCACCGUCGCCAUCCCGGAAGUAUGGCCCCAUUUACCAGUGAUCGCCACAAAACGGAAUCCCGUGUUUCCGAGGUUCAUGAAGAUCCUUGAGGUUACGAACCCUAUGUUGAUUGAUCUGAUCAGGCGAAAAGUAAAACUGAACCAGCCCUAUGCCGGUAUUUUCCUAAAGAAGGACGACGAAAAUCCUAACGAGGUGGUGGACAACUUGUCGGAAGUCUAUAACAUCGGAACGUUCGCUCAAAUCCAAGAAAUGCAAGAUCUUGGAGAUAAGCUACGGCUCGUGGUGACGGCACAUCGGCGUAUCAAAAUUGUUGGUCAGCUUCACGAGGACUUGGAUUCCACUCUAGAUGGAAAGCAAAUGACAAUAAAAUAUCCGUUCUUUAAAACGCAAAUCAAUGUCUCAGUGGACGAGAGCGAUGCCGAGAAGCGACGGCGGAAGCACAAGAACCGCAACAAGAAGAUCAUACGGAAUUCCAACAACGACAGCACCGUGGAUGGGGAGCCGGUUGAGGAGCCACCCAAGAGAAGAUUGCUGAAAGAUGGCGAACAGCAACCUCUGCUGAUGGUGGAAGUUGAAAACGUCAAGCACGAAUCGUUCAAACAUACCGAAGAAGUCAAAGCUCUGACGCAGGAAGUCAUCAAAACCAUUCGGGAUAUUAUAACGAUGAAUCCACUCUAUCGCGAGAGCUUGCAGCAAAUGUUAAAUCAGAAUCAGCGAGUCGUUGACAAUCCAGUUUAUUUGUGUGACUUAGGGGCAUCUCUAUCUGCAGCGGAUCCUUCAGAGUUACAAGAGAUUCUGGAAGAAAUGGAUAUACCGAAACGGCUGAUGCUGGCACUAUCUCUGCUGAAAAAGGAACUAGAACUCUCAAAACUCCAGGCUAAGAUUGGACGCGAAGUGGAAGAAAAAGUGAAACAGCAACAUCGGAAAUAUAUCCUCCAAGAGCAACUCAAGGUGAUCAAAAAGGAACUAGGAAUCGAGAAGGAGGAUAAAGAUGCCAUUGGAGAAAAAUAUCGGGAACGCAUCAAGGACAAAGUUGUCCCGAAAGCCGUGGCCGACGUUAUCGACGAAGAGCUGAAUAAGCUCAACUUCCUGGAGAGUCACAGCUCAGAGUUCAACGUGACCCGAAAUUAUCUGGACUGGUUAACGACUUUGCCGUGGGGUGUGAUGAGCGAGGAAAACCUAGACAUCGAUCGGGCUACGGAAAUUCUCGACGCUGAUCACUACGGAAUGGAGGACAUCAAAAAACGCAUUCUAGAGUUCAUUGCCGUCAGUCAACUCAAGGGAACAACGCAGGGAAAAAUCCUUUGCUUCUACGGGCCUCCGGGAGUAGGUAAAACGAGCAUUGCCCGUUCAAUUGCUCGGGCUUUGAAUAGAGAGUAUUUCCGAUUCAGCGUCGGUGGAAUGACCGAUGUUGCUGAAAUCAAGGGACACCGAAGAACAUAUGUGGGAGCCAUGCCGGGAAAGCUGAUUCAAUGUCUGAAGAAGACCAAAACGGAGAACCCUUUGGUGUUGAUCGACGAAGUCGACAAGAUUGGAAAAGGUUACCAAGGUGAUCCUAGCUCUGCCCUAUUGGAACUUCUUGAUCCGGAGCAAAACGUCAACUUCCUCGAUCAUUACCUCGACGUUCCAGUUGAUUUGUCGAAAGUAUUAUUCAUUUGCACUGCCAACAUUAUAGAAACCAUUCCGGAACCUCUGCGAGAUCGCAUGGAAAUGAUUGAUAUGUCAGGUUACGUAGCUGAGGAGAAGCUAGCUAUUGCUAAGCAAUACCUUAUCCCACAAGCAAAAACGAAUUGUGGUCUCGAAGAUAAGCACAUCAACAUUACUGACGAAGCGCUAAACGUACUCAUUCGAUCCUAUUGUCGGGAGUCCGGGGUGCGCAACUUACAGAAGCAAAUUGAGAAGGUUGUGCGUAAAGUAACUUUCAAAAUUGUUCGCAAAGAAGUAGAAUCUGCUGAAGUAACUGGAGAUAAUCUCAACGAACUGUUAGGAAAGCCAAUAUUCACCCACGAUAGAAUGUACGAAUCGACACCACCGGGUGUGGUCAUGGGGCUGGCCUGGACCGCCAUGGGCGGCUCGGCAUUGUACAUCGAAACCGCCAAGCGAAAACUGAUUGCAGCAAAAGACAAGAUCGGAGAUGGUUCACUUGAGUUGACCGGACAUUUAGGCGAUGUAAUGAAGGAAUCAGCUCGGAUAGCGCUAACCGUGGCGCGAAACUUUAUCAAACAGCAUGAUCAGAGUAACGACUUUCUAGAGUCUAGUCAUAUUCACUUGCACGUUCCGGAAGGAGCAACACCCAAAGAUGGACCAAGUGCGGGAGUUACGAUAGUCACAGCGCUAUUGUCACUUGCUAAGGAUAUGCCCAUUAGGCAGAACGUAGCAAUGACCGGUGAAGUGUCUCUCAUGGGUAAGGUAUUACCAGUCGGUGGUAUCAAAGAGAAGACUAUCGCUGCCAAACGGAGUGGUGUGAAUUGUAUCAUCCUACCCGAAGAGAACAAGAAAGACUACACUGACCUACCCAGUUUCAUUACCGAUGGACUGGAAGUGCAUUUCGUUGACCAUUAUUCCGAUGUAUAUAAAAUUGUGUUCGCCGAAACCGACAAAUAAGGAAACAGUUGCAGAAUAAGAGUACAGCUUCAGUGAAGUUAGUUAUUAACCGUUAGGCAUUUGUUAACGUACUUGUUAGGAAUUCGAAUAAAGGUAAUAUAAGUUUUGGAAA